Messenger RNA from Engraulis encrasicolus (European anchovy), 2620 nucleotides. RefSeq names its product proprotein convertase subtilisin/kexin type 4-like. Gene Ontology annotation, molecular function: serine-type endopeptidase activity. NCBI's taxonomy places the organism in Eukaryota, Metazoa, Chordata, Actinopteri, Clupeiformes, Engraulidae. The record is from RefSeq and is a predicted model, not a curated record. Bases 284 to 2554 code for a protein of 756 amino acids. Gene Ontology annotation, cellular component: Golgi membrane; trans-Golgi network. The transcript is spliced from 15 exons. Gene Ontology annotation, biological process: peptide hormone processing.
GCCAGGAAGCAUCAGGCUGAGGCUAGGCUAGGCUAACUAAAAACGUUAGCCCUGCUUGAGGAUAUCAUGCGGAAAAUUGUGUUUGUUUUUUUGUGUUUGGCUUACACAUUUAAUAUUUGUUCUACUACAGAUGUAUACACAAAUAAUUGGGCUGUUCAGCUGGCGAGGUCAACUGGUUCUGUCGACAGGAUUGCGAGAAAAUAUGGAUUUACCAAUUUGGGAAAGCGGUGAUAACUACUGUUGUUUUAUUAUUUAGAUAUUUCAGGACAGCAACUACUAUCACAUGAAGCAAAGAGCAGUGACAAAACAAUCCUUUCAAGCGCACCUGCACAAUGUUCGACUAAGAAAAGAUCCAAUGAUUCUGUGGUUUGCACAGCAGUCUGGAAAACCAAGGAAGAAAAGAGAAUUUGUACCUCCUACUGAUCCUUUAUUCCCUCAGCAGUGGCAUCUGAGUGAAUCAUUUGGGCACAACAUUGUGGCGGCUUGGUCUCGUGGCUACACUGGAAAAGGGGUGGUUGUGUCUGUGCUGGAUGAUGGGUUGGAGACAAACCACCCUGAUCUCGCAGCGAAUUAUGAUCCGGAGGCUAGUUAUGAUAUGAAUGACAUAGAUCCUCAUCCAGAUCCACGGUUUGGACCUUACAAUAAGAACAGUCAUGGAACAAGAUGCGCAGGGCAGAUCGCAUCCGUGGCAAACAACAGUGUGUGUGGUGUCGGUGUAGCAUAUCAUGCUAAAAUUGGAGCUAUACGGAUGUUGGACGGCCACGUGACUGACCUGGUGGAGGCCAAGUCUCUCAUCUUCAACCAGCAGCACAUAGACAUCUACAGCGCCAGCUGGGGUCCCCCAGACACCGGCUCCCUGGUGGAAGGGCCCGGCUUUCUUUCUCAGGAGGCCCUUGUCAGGGGUGUCAGAGAGGGCCGUGGCGGCCUGGGCUCCAUCUUCGUCUGGGCCUCUGGGAACGGCGGCGCUAGCGGGGACGACUGCAACUGCGACGGCUACGCCAACAGCAUCUACACCCUAGCCAUCAGCAGCACCACAGACAGGGGAGCCGUGCCCAGAUACAGCGAGCCCUGCGCCGCCGCGCUCACCACAACCUACAGCGGCACGCCAUUCAAGCAUAGGAAGAUUGUGACCACAGACGUGCAUGGCUCCUGUACGUAUGAUCACACUGGGACCUCGGCCUCAGCACCCCUGGCUGCAGGCAUCAUCGCUCUGGCCUUACAAGCAAAUCCUACACUUACUUGGCGUGACGUGCAGCACUUGGUUGUGCGUGCGUCUAGACGCUCCAACUUGAAGGCAGAUGACUGGACCACGAAUGGAGUAGGAAGAUAUGUCAGCCAUUACUACGGCUAUGGGCUCCUGAAUGCUGCAAAGAUGGUGGGUCUGGCCAAGAAAUGGAGAGCGGUGAAGCCGCAGAGGAUAUGCCAGCACGAGAUCAUCAGGAAUCAAGCCCACCUCAUCAAGCGUGAUCUCAGCAUCAGCUGGAACGAGACGGCGUGCAGGUGGGGCAGCAACCGCAUCAGGUCCCUGGAGCACGUUCAGGCGCAGCUCACCCUGACGCACAUGCGCAGAGGAGACCUCACCGUCACGCUCACCUCGCCCUCCGGGACGCGCUCCAACCUGCUCAACAGGAGGCCUUUCGAUCGAUCCGGCAGCCGGCUCUCCGGUUGGAAGUUCAUGAGCAGCAGAUGCUGGGACGAGGAUCCCACUGGAGUCUGGACUCUGGAAAUACGAAAUGUGGGCCAUCGCCACAACCUCGGGAUGCUGACACAUCUGCGCAUAAACCUCUACGGUACGGAUGAGCACGUGAUUGGGCGGCGUGUGGAACGGACCCUGAUUCACCAGUGCAGCGAGAGGAAUCUGGACGGGAGCUGCAAAGAGUGCCCCUACCCUCUGUACACGUAUGAGAGCAUCUGCGUGGUGGCCUGCCCCCCCCGCUUCUAUGAGUCGGAUGGCAACAGCAGCACCCCCCUGCAGCGCCGCUGCCUCCCCUGCCACCGCACCUGCGAGACCUGCCAAGGCCCCCAGCGCACCCACUGCAUGGAAUGCCCCGUCCACUCCACCUUGGACCACACGACGGGCUCGUGCAGCACGCCCCGCUACGCCUGGGACGCGCGGCGGGGGCUGCAGGACAGCAUGGACCGCACCGUGGCCGUGCUGGGCAUCAUGCUCGGGGCGCCCAUCGCCGUGCUGUGUGCCAUGUGGCUGGUGGCCCUGCUGGUGAGCCGGGUGCUGACCCCGCGCCUCAGCCAGGUGACCACCAGGGUGCCCCGUUACCAGGACAACAGCGUCGUGGGCAGCAGCGUCAGCCUCAGCAGCAUCAGGAGCAACAGCCGAGCAUCGGACGUGGUGGAGAUGGUGGUGAUGAGUGUGGUGGUUAACCAGAGCCAGGAUGAAGAGCGUUCCGAUGAGAAUGAAGAGCGUUCCGAUGAGAAUGAAGAGCGUUCCGAUGAGAACGCAACAUCAAAACAAGAAAUGUUACUCUCUACUCUACUAAACGACAGUGGGUCAGAGACUGAGAGCAGUGAGAGUGGUGAGAGCAGACAGCAAACGUGACUUUAUCCCAGCCUGUCUGUGUUUUUUUUACUUGCCUAUUAAAAACAUUUUUUUUUGGUAUUUUAA